Molecule: messenger RNA, 225 nt
Organism: Menidia menidia (Atlantic silverside)
Lineage: Eukaryota; Metazoa; Chordata; Actinopteri; Atheriniformes; Atherinopsidae
Source: the annotation of a GenBank genome assembly
AUGUCCCAGAACCUAAUUUUUAGGUACCUUCAAAAUCGCUCCAGAAUCCAGGUGUGGCUGUACGAGCAGGUCAACAUGCGGAUAGAGGGCUGCAUUAUUGGUUUUGAUGAGUACAUGAACCUGGUGCUGGAUGAUGCUGAGGAAGUCCACAUGAAGACCAAGAACAGAAAGCCUCUGGGUGAGUUAACAUUGUAUUAUGCCAUGUUUUUAGUUUUUCCUGUAUAA